UCCGCUGAGUUAAAUUCUUUUAUAAAGCAUCGAGAAUGCUUUCUAUAUUAUUUUUAGCGGGAAUUUCGUUGUUCAUUUGGUUGUGUCUUGUACAUUAUAAGAUCCAUACAUACUUUAGAUAUAAGAAUGUACCGUUUAUACCUCCAUGUUCUUUAUUCGGUAACAUUAAGAACCUGAUGCUGUAUCGUUGCUGUUUUGGAGAACAAUUUUACCAGCUCUAUAAUCAUGAUACGAAAAAGGAUGAAUCAAUUGUUGGUAUUCAUGUAUUGCACAAUCAAGCAAUACUGCUCCGUUCAUCAAAGCUAAUAAAACAAAUUCUAAUCAGCGAUUUCAGUGCAUUCGCUAAUCGCUUUGAGACGACCGAUAUCGAUGGCGACACAAUGGGUUCUUUGAAUUUAUUUUUUGCAAAAUAUGAUGUUUGGAAAGAUAUCCACAAAAUAUUUUCACCACUAUUUUCACAUGGAAGAGUGAAGUUAAUGUUUCCAAAUUUACUAAAGAUUGGCAGAAAUCUUGAAAGUAUGCUAUGCGAAGAAAAUUUUAAUGAAAUAGAUAAUUCAGUUAUUUUGGAAAUGAAAGAGUUAUGUGCUCGUUUCACCACCGAUACCAUUGCAUCACUUGCUUUUGGUAUAGAAUCGAAGUGUUUGGAGGGUGGAGAUAUUUCUGGUCUACGAGGGAUGUGUAAAGAAGUGAAUGAACCACACCUGAAACGUGUUCUACAUCUUUUCGUUAUGUUUUUCUUUCCACGUUUUGCGAAAAUAUUGCGCACUCGUCUCUAUUCAAGGCAAUAUGAGCAUUUUAUGCGGAAUCUGGUGGAAUAUGUGAUGGAACAUCGGAAAAAUGGAGGUGAAGUUCGCAACGACUUAAUAGAUAUUUUCUUACAAUUACAAUGCAAUGAAUUGAAUCAUAAAGAAAGUGUUGUGAAUAAAAAAGAUUUCUUCGCAGCACAGGCAGCAUUUUUACUACUAGCUGGUUUUGAUACUUCUUCAUCGACCAUUAGUUUUACACUAUAUGAGUUGGCUAAGAAACCCAUCUGUCAAAUUCGUUUACGCAAAGAAAUUACAGAGAUGUUACAUGAUUCCAACAAUAGUCCCACAUAUGACAGUAUUAAUCAAAUGCCUUAUUUGCGCAUGGUCGUAGAUGAAGUAUUGCGUCUAUAUCCACCAACAGCAUUCUUAGAUCGUUGUUGUACUGCUGAAAAAGGUUAUUCGUUGGCACCAUAUUCUAACUUUACAAUACCUAAGGGUAUGCCAAUAUAUAUUUCGGUGUUAGGACUGCAUAGAGAUGAGAAGUUCUGGCCAAAACCAAAUGAGUUCAUGCCAGAACGUUUCUCUGAUGAAAACCGUCAUAAAAUCACAUCAAUGUCGUAUCUUCCGUUUGGAAAUGGACCACGUGGCUGUAUUGGCUCAAUUUUAGGCCUGAUGCAAGUAAAAAUUGGAUUGAUUUAUAUAUUAAAAAACUAUUACAUUACACCAUGUAAGAAAACAGCACCAGAAAUGUGUUUUGAUCCAAAGACAUUUGUCUUGACAGCGAAUCAGGGAACAUACUUGCGCUUUGUUAAGGAUCCUCUUAUAGAAAAUCACUAAAAUUAAUUAUUUAUUUAAUUAUUUAUUUAUAUUAAUUAAAUUUUCAU
This is a messenger RNA of Teleopsis dalmanni, 1630 nucleotides long. RefSeq names its product probable cytochrome P450 6t1 (gene Cyp6t1). Gene Ontology annotation, biological process: response to DDT; insecticide catabolic process. Gene Ontology annotation, molecular function: heme binding; oxidoreductase activity, acting on paired donors, with incorporation or reduction of molecular oxygen; iron ion binding. The record is from RefSeq and is a predicted model, not a curated record. The coding region runs from base 36 to 1583 and encodes 515 amino acids. The transcript is spliced from 4 exons. Lineage: Eukaryota; Metazoa; Arthropoda; Insecta; Diptera; Diopsidae.